Messenger RNA from Branchiostoma floridae (Florida lancelet), 896 nucleotides. RefSeq lists its product as uncharacterized. The transcript has 3 exons. Lineage: Eukaryota; Metazoa; Chordata; Leptocardii; Amphioxiformes; Branchiostomatidae. Gene Ontology annotation, molecular function: protein binding. The record is from RefSeq and is a predicted model, not a curated record. The coding region runs from base 9 to 896 and encodes 295 amino acids. Gene Ontology annotation, biological process: protein homooligomerization.
CCGACAAUAUGCAGACUUCUAGUUCUACUCGCACCGCCUCCACACUUCAGCAGACGGAACAGGUUCUCACCAUGCCUCUUCAGCGUUACAGAAACGGGGCACAUAAUGCGGACACUCCGCAGUUUCACUUCAUCGUCCCCCUGAACGUGGGCGGCCAUCACUACACCAGCACCCUGCCGGUACUGCGCAAGCACGAGGAGUCCAUGCUGGCGGCCAUGUUCAGCGGCCGCCAUAUUGUUGUGAAGGACAAAGACGAUCGCUACUUCAUCGAACGAGACGGCACCAACUUCGGCCACAUCCUGAACUUCCUGCGUGACAGCAGCAGGCUUCCUCCUCUAGACAAGGUUAAAGACGUCUACCAGGAGGCGCUCUACUACGGCAUCAAACCCCUCGCCGACAUCCUCCGCCGGUACAGGCCGAUCCGCGAGGAGGAAGAGGUCGCCAGGUGGGCCGAGCAGUGCCCUGCCGCCCAGGAGAAGGCCGACGAGAUCGCCGACCUUGUCCUGAAGAAGUUUGCGGACACCCUGAGCAGGACCAUCCGCGUGGUUCUCCAGUUCGACCAGGAGCCGUGCUGGGAGUCUGUGUGUCUGAAAGGAAGCACUGGCGAGUCCAUCGGCAACUACUACAAGCCGUACGACUUCCAACAAGACAAGAGUCACAAGGACCACAAGUGUCCCCUGCCAGAAGUAUCCAUGGGAGAGAUGUCGGAGAAGGAGAGAGGGAAGACGCUGAGUUUCUUCGAUCACUACUUCGAGAAGCUGGGCUAUACGGUGGAAAUCGUCCCUGGGGAGUGUCGGGAGGCGGUGUGGUCCCAAAAGAUCACCUGGCCUGGCGACGGGCUGGACUCCAUAACCAUCUACUGUACCAAGCAGAUCUACACACUCACCUUUGCUUGA